Gastrolobium bilobum is the source of this 3670-nucleotide messenger RNA. RefSeq names its product exocyst complex component SEC15A-like. The transcript has 5 exons. Gene Ontology annotation, cellular component: exocyst; membrane. Gene Ontology annotation, biological process: intracellular protein transport; Golgi to plasma membrane transport; exocytosis. The coding region runs from base 154 to 2520 and encodes 788 amino acids. The record is from RefSeq and is a predicted model, not a curated record. NCBI's taxonomy places the organism in Eukaryota, Viridiplantae, Streptophyta, Magnoliopsida, Fabales, Fabaceae.
CAUUUCAUUUUGAAGACACAAAAUGCCUUCUCUUGACCCUUCACAUUAACCAUCAAAACCCCAUUUUUUCUAUUUCUACCAUUUUCCCUUUUCAUGCUGCUUUCUGUGUUGUUCUGUUUUUGAUUUCUCGCUUGAUAUAGGAUUCAUGUGAUCAUGGAUGUAAAAACAAAGAGGAGAACUGUUGUAGAGAAUGGUGAUGUGGGGGAGGAUUUGGUUCUAGCUACUUUGAUUGCGAAUGGGGAUGAUGUUGGUCCUCUAGUAAGGCAUGCCUUCGAAAUGGGUAGGCCUGAGUGGUUCCUUCACCAGCUGAAUUAUGUUGUUAAGAAAAAGGAAGCUGAAAUUGAGGAGACGUGCAAGACCCACUACGAGGAAUUCAUCCUUGCAGUUGAUGAGCUUCGAGGCGUGUUAGUUGAUGCUGAGGAGCUAAAGAGUGAGCUCCAAAGUGACAAUUUUAAGUUGCAGCAGGUUGGGAGCGCCCUUCUUGUCAAGCUUGAAGAGCUUCUUGAAUCUUAUUCUAUUAAGAAGAAUUUGACUGAAGCUAUAAAAAUGUCAAAGAACUGUAUACAGGUGUUAGAGCUUUGUGUCAAGUGUAACAGUCACAUGUCUGAAGGCUAUUUUUAUCCUGCAUUGAAAACUGUUGACUUAAUUGAGAAAAACAUGCAGAAUAUUCCUGCAGUGACUCUCAAAAUGGUCAUAGAGAGGAAAAUUCCUGUAAUAAAAUUGCAUAUCGAGAAGAAAGUAUGCAGUGAAGUUAAUGAAUGGAUGGUCCACAUAAGGAGGUCUGCUAAAAAUAUUGGACAAAUGGCAAUUGGUCGUACCGCGACAGCUCGUCAGAGGGAUGAAGAAAUGCUAGAACAGCAACGGAAGGCGGAGGAGCAAAAUGUACCGGGAGUUGGGGAUCUAGCUUAUACUUUGGAUGUUGAAGAAGUUGAUGAGGAUUCUGUAUUCCAGUUUGAUCUUACACCUCUUUAUCGAGCUUGCCAUAUUCAUGAUUGUCUGGGUAUCAGAGAGCGAUUUCGUGAAUAUUACUAUACUAAUAGAUUGUUACAAUUGAAUUCAGACCUGGAGAUAUCUUCAGCACAGCCUUUUGUUGAAUCAUAUCAGACAUUUUUUGCUCAAAUUGCUGGAUUCUUUAUAGUGGAGGAUAGAGUCCUGAGAACUGCUGGGGGCCUUGUGGUAGCUGAUCAGGUUGAAACAAUGUGGGAGACUGCUGUAUCUAAAAUGACAUCAAUGUUGGAGGAGCAGUUCUCUUCUAUGGAGUCUGCCACUCAUCUUCUCCUGGUGAAGGAUUAUGUCAGUCUUCUUGUGUCUACUCUUCGACAAUAUGGACAUGAAAUCGGUACACUUCUUGAUGUGCUUGAUAGCAGCUCUGACAAAUACCACUUGCUUCUUUUGAAAGAAUGUCGGCAACAAAUCGUUGAUGUUCUUGGCAAUGACUCGUAUGAUCAAAUGAUGAUAAAAAAGGAAACUGACUAUGAGAAUUGUGUUUUGUCUUUUAAUCUUCAAACAUCAGAUGUUAUGCCUGCUCUUCCAUAUGUUGCACCAUUUUCCUCCAUGGUACCUGAUGCUUGUCGCAUUGUGAGAUCCUUUAUCAAAGGCUCUGUUGAUUACUUGUCUUAUGGUGCACAUACAAACUUCUUUGAUGUUGUUAGGAAGUAUUUGGACAAGUUCGUGAUUGACAUAUUGAAUGCAACAUUACUUGAUAAAAUAAAUAGUGGCAAUAUCAGUGUACCUCAAGCCAUGCAGCUUGCUGCAAACACAGCUGUCCUUGAAAGAGCUUGUGAUUUUUUCCUUCGACACGCGGCCCAACUAUGCGGUAUCCCUGUCCAAUCAGUUGAAAGGCCUCAAGUUGCUUUAACUGCAAAGGCGGUCUUGAAUACGUCAAGGGAUGCAGCUUAUAUUACCCUACUGAAUCUGGUAAACACAAAAAUAGACGAGUUUAUGACACUUACUGAAAGUGUUAAUUGGAUUUCUGAGGAGACAGAUCAGAAUGGAAAUGACUACAUACAUGAAGUGAUCAUUUACCUUGAUUCUGUUAUGUCAACUGCGCAACAAAUUUUACCCUUGGAUGCUAUGUACAAAAUUGGGAGCAGUGCUUUUGAGUACAUUUCCAAUUCCAUAGUGGCUGCUUUCUCUAGUGAUAGUGUCAAAAGGUUUAACGCGAAUGCAGUUAUGAAUAUUGAAUAUGAUCUUCAGAUCAUAGAGAAUUUUGCAGACAAAAGGUUCUAUUCUGCUGGUUUGGGUGAAAUUUACAAUGAGGGUGGUUUUAAGAGCUGCUUGGUAGAAGCACGGCAAUUAAUUAAUCUUUUGCUGAGUAGUCAACCUGAGAACUUCAUGAAUCCUGAUAUAAGGGAGAAAAAUUUCUAUGCAUUGGAUUAUAAGAAGGUGGCUGCAAUCUGUGAUAAGUUCAAGGAUUCUCCUGAUGGGAUCUUUGGAAGCCUUGCUAAUAAAAAUUCAAAGCAAAGUGCAAGAAAGAAAUCAAUGGACGUGCUCAAAAAGCGACUCAAGGAUUUCACUUGAUAAUACUUGGAAACAUUCUUUCAUUGGAAGUAGGGUAUAGUUUAAGUAUUCUUCUUCUAUUUUUGAUGUUUAACUUCAGAAUGAAUAGUGUUUCAAUAUUAUUCUGACUUGUUUGGGCCUUAAAUCUGUUAUCUAUUUAUUCUGGUAAUUUAGAGUUUGUUUGGAUUCUCUCUUUUAUAAGUUAUAAGUUACUUAUAAGCUAAAGCUAAAAAAAAAAGCUUAAAAAAAGCUAAAAACCACUACAAAAAAACAUGUAUUUACUGGCGGGCAUUUAUUGGCAGUCAAAAUACACCCCCAAAAUAAUUCAAAUUUAGCAUUUUAGUGACCGCCAGUCCGCCACAGUUUAAAUUUUGUUCUCGCGACUCAAGUAAUUGAAUGGCGGCCUAACACGCUGCAAUAUUUUAUGUAACAUUUACUACUAAUUGUUAUUCUUAUUCAUUUUGGAUUUUUGCACAGCCACAAAUUUUCCUUAUAUUAAUUUUUUAAUUUCAUCUUUAUUUUAUUUUUAGUGUGUUUAAAUCUUCCCAAAAAAAUUCACACCUCGCUCAUCGUUUCCCAUGAGAUUUCACUCCGAUGAUUCUCUGGCGACGUUGUCGUUGCCGAGAUUGAUGCUUUUAUUCGUCGUCCGUGCCAAGGAGAUACCCCUAACAUUCGUCUUUGAACUGCAAUAUUUGCCGCCUAAUUCUGUAAGCUUGAGUCGCAGGUUUCUGAAUUGCAACCCUCCCUCCACCAUCGUCUUUGCAAGCUCUUGGAAUUGCAAUCGGUGUUGAAAAGAAUAAAAAGAUAGCGGUUGAGGAUGGAGGUGGGAGAGUUGCUUUAAUUGAAGAGCUAGUUGAUUGAGUUGAACGAUUGAACUUAGCGAGAAGAAUGCAAACAAAUAUAUAGAGCUAUCUCGAUAAGAUUAAAUAAAGGACAAAGUGCUUAAGAACAAUGAAAACUUUGUUUGGGCAAUUGAGGUUCCACUUACUGGAAAAUUCAUUACUGAUGUUGAGUUCCUUGAUUUGAAGACUGCAUCCCCAAACAUAUGGAAGUGGUUUUGUCCCAAGGAGCCUGUGUAACUGGAUAAUGCAGUGUGGGUUAUGUACAUGGCGCUUCCAAUUAUAAAGAAGAAGAAUCUCUAUGCAAAUCCCAAUUAUUGGUUGGAUAUGAA